Osmerus eperlanus (European smelt) is the source of this 2916-nucleotide messenger RNA. Its product is annotated as ubiquitin carboxyl-terminal hydrolase 22. NCBI's taxonomy places the organism in Eukaryota, Metazoa, Chordata, Actinopteri, Osmeriformes, Osmeridae. The coding region runs from base 308 to 1876 and encodes 522 amino acids. Gene Ontology annotation, molecular function: zinc ion binding; cysteine-type deubiquitinase activity. The record is from RefSeq and is a predicted model, not a curated record. The transcript is spliced from 14 exons. Gene Ontology annotation, biological process: protein deubiquitination.
ACAGUCCAGCUACCAUAAAAAAAAAAAGAAAUCUACGAAUCGUGUGUAAGUGCCUAAGCCACGGAUAAAGGCACUUUUCAAAUAGAAAGGGAACACAUGUAUGAAUUCAGAAAUUCUAGCUGAUAUACUGCAAGUAUACAAAGGACGUAUGUGUCAGAUGUCCGACACCGAGUCGUAUUUUGGAUAUUGCCGCGGCUGUCCCCAUUUCCAAACGGAAACCAUCUCUGGACAGCCAGCUUGCGCUAGCUUCAUAAUUCUUUAGGACACGUUUCAUCAUUUAAAAAACAAAUUGAAUGUUGGUUGUGUCAUGAGUCCGGCCGGGUGCUCCCAUGUGAACGGUUAUAAGGUGGACAAUUGGAAACAGAACCUACGAGUCAUUUACCAGUGCUUUGUUUGGAGCGGGAGUGCUGAGACCAGGAGACGAAAGGUGCUUCAGAAUGAUGCGGGAUGGACAGCAUUGGCCAAGUCGUGUAUCUGUCACAUGUGCGGCGCCCACCUGAACCGGCUCCACUCCUGCCUCUACUGCGUCUUCUUUGGCUGCUUCACCAAGAAGCACAUCCACGAGCACGCCAAGAACAAACGCCACAACCUAGCAAUAGACUUAUUAUACGGGGGGAUAUAUUGUUUUGUGUGUCAAGACUACAUAUACGACAAAGACAUGGAACAGAUUGCCAAAGAAGAACAGAGAAAAGCCUGGAAACUGCAAGGUAUAGGUGAGAGGUACACUACGUGGGAGCCUACAAAGAGAGAACUGGAGCUGCUACGACACAAUCCAAAGCGGAGGAAAAUCACUACAAACUGCACCAUAGGUUUACGAGGGCUGAUCAACCUGGGCAACACGUGCUUCAUGAACUGCAUCGUCCAGGCCCUCACACACACCCCCCUGCUGCGGGACUUCUUCCUGUCCGACAGACACAAGUGCGAGAUGCAAUCCAACUCCUGUCUGGUGUGCGAGAUGUCCCAACUCUUUCAGGAGUUCUACUCGGGCCACCGCUCGCCCCACAUUCCCUUCCGCCUGCUGCACCUGGUGUGGACCCACGCGCGCCACCUGGCGGGCUACGAGCAGCAGGACGCCCACGAGUUCCUCAUCGCGGCGCUGGACGUGCUGCACCGACACUGCAAGGGGGACACCACCCGAGACGACAAUGGGAAGAAGGCCAACAAUCCAAACCACUGUAACUGCAUUAUCGACCAAAUCUUCACCGGGGGGCUGCAAUCAGACGUCACCUGUCAAGUCUGCCACGGCGUUUCCACGACGAUAGACCCGUUCUGGGACAUCAGUCUGGACCUGCCGGGCUCCUCCACGCCCUUCUGGCCGCUCAGCCCCGGGGGGGACGGGAGCUCCGUCAACGGGGAGAGCCACCUCCUGGGAGCCACCACCCUCACAGACUGUCUGCGCAGGUUCACCCGGCCGGAGCACCUAGGAAGCAGUGCCAAAAUCAAGUGCGGCGGUUGCCAUAGUUACCAGGAAUCCACCAAACAGCUGACGAUGAAGAAGCUCCCCAUCGUGGCGUGUUUCCACCUCAAACGGUUUGAACACUCUGCUAAGCUGCGGAGGAAGAUCACCACCUACGUGUCUUUCCCUCUGGAGCUGGACAUGACCCCCUUCAUGGCCUCCAGUAAAGAGAGCAGGAUGAACGGCCAGUAUCAGCAAACAGUAGACGUGUUGAACAACGACAAUAAGUAUUCCUUGUUCGCGGUGGUGAACCACCAGGGCACCCUAGAGAGCGGUCAUUACACCAGCUUCAUCCGCCAGCACAAGGACCAGUGGUUCAAGUGUGACGACGCCAUCAUCACCAAGGCCAGCAUCAAGGACGUGCUGGACAGUGAAGGGUAUCUCCUAUUCUAUCACAAACAGUUCCUGGAAUACGAGUAGCCUAAGCAGAUCCCGAUAGAGGAGAGCCUUCUAACUGGAGAGGUGAGGGUGAGGGGGGGGGGGGGAGACGGAGGACGAAAGACGAAGACACAAACCUACCUGAAACUCUGCACACCUGUCUGCUGCCCUGCAUGGACCAGGGAGGACAACCAGACUGAUGAAAUCAUGCAAACGUUCAAACACAGCACUGAGCUACCGGGCAUCUACUUGACAAAGCUGUAAAAGAGGAUUGGAGGAAGAGGAGGGAAGCGGGGGAGGGGGGCGGGGCCAAGGAGCCUCCCUCCCCAUCUCCCCUCCUCCUCCCUGCUGCGGAGCCUAAGAGUGAGUGAUUGACAGUUCAGUGGCGUGGGCACAUGAGGACUGUAACUACAGUAUUGUAUUGAGAUUAGCUUUUCUUUUUUUACCUGUAUUUUCUCUCCCCCCCCCCCCCCAUGGUGCUCUGGUAUCAACUGACCAAGCAUUUACCAAGUCACAAUGGAGGAAGGACUGUUUGUUGUCAUAUGCAUAUGGAACUGAAUGCAAAAAAAAAAAAAAAAAAUGAAAUGAAAAAAAUAUAUACAAAACGUAAAAAGUAUGGUAUUAUAAACUUUGCAAGGAGUUUCUUUUUUUUUAAGAUAUGGUUAUGAUUCUUAUCAUUUGUGAACUUAGUUAGGAAUACUGUAUGAAUCUAGUAUAUAUCUAUAUUUUUCAAAAGAGGAUAAUCGGCACGUAGGCAGAGCGGAGAGAGACACCAUCCAUGCUGCUGGCCGAGGAAGCGCUACCAUGGAAACUAAGUGGACUCGGAUUGGACCUGAGCGUGCACACGUUCCACCAUUUUCUGGUGCCGUUUCAUUUUGGUUGAGGGCAGGGAAUAUCUAUUUUUUUAGCAAUUCAUUGAAUUCUUGUUUGUGUUUUUUUUGUUUUUGUUAUUUUUUUGCAGUGCAGUCAUGUCCUUGCUGUCAUGGUACUGAACGUUUUUGGCCGUAUUAUUCUUUAUUAUUGUGGAAAUGUCGGUAUAAUAAUGAUGAUGGUAAUGGUGGUAAUUAAAUUGGCUCACUCUG